AAGCGUACACAUACUUCCGCAACAUCUGCUAUCUCGUUUAAGAAGCACAUCCGUCAACGUCGCUUUGGCCCUGUUCCCGCUGUGCCUGAACCAUCGGUCGAAGAAGCAGUGUCAAACAUCCUCUACAACACCCCACCACCCAGUCAAGCCCCUGAGGUCCGCCACAUUCUCAACUGUCUCGUCCAGAACGAGCCUGGUGUUCUCAGCCGCCUCUCUGGUAUCUUGGCUGCCCGUGGAUUCAACAUCGAGUCUCUUGUUGUUGCCAAGACUGAAGUUCCUGACCUCAGUCGUAUGACUGUCGUAUUCAACGGCCGUAACGUCCAGAUCGAACAGGCCAGACGCCAGUUGGAAGAUUUGGUUCCUGUGUGGGCUGUGUUGGACUACACAAAGACAAAGUUGAUUGAACGCGAAUUGCUUUUGAUCAAGGUGUCCAUCUUGGGCCCUGAACAUUUGCACGAGCAACUCUUGACUACCAAGUUUGACGAUAAAGUAGAGUUUGAGGAUAAGAACUUGGUGGACUACGACGAUUCUGAACACGCCCAUCCUAAUGCUUCAGAUGCCCUCAGAGAGACAUUUUCUCAUUUACGUGCCUUGACUGAGCUUACUCGUUUGUUUGAUGGCAAGGUUGUCGAUGUGUCAUCUGAUUCUAUUAUGAUUGAGCUGUGCGCCAAGCCUAGACGCUUGUCUUCGUUCAUGAAGCUAUGCAAGCCAUUUGGUAUCCUCGAGUCUUCAAGAUCAGGCAAGUUUUUAUUUCAAGUGAUAAUAGUAAUUAGUGUCAUGGCCAUGCCCAGAUCGCCCGUACAUGAUCAUUAUGAACCACAGUCCGAGCAUUCUUACGAUGAUGAGGAUGUUGAUGCCUCCAUGCUCCCUCCCGGA
This is a messenger RNA of Phycomyces blakesleeanus NRRL 1555(-), 876 nucleotides long. RefSeq lists its product as hypothetical. Gene Ontology annotation, molecular function: acetolactate synthase regulator activity. Gene Ontology annotation, cellular component: mitochondrial nucleoid; acetolactate synthase complex. The record is from RefSeq and is a predicted model, not a curated record. The transcript is spliced from 4 exons. The annotation marks the transcript as partial. NCBI's taxonomy places the organism in Eukaryota, Fungi, Mucoromycota, Mucoromycetes, Mucorales, Phycomycetaceae. Gene Ontology annotation, biological process: branched-chain amino acid biosynthetic process.